AUGUACAGCCGAGACCACACUCUUUCACCUCUACCGACCGUCCUCCGUCACGGACUCAAAGCAGUCGUCGUCCUCUCCUUCCUCUCUCUCGUCGCGUCACUCGCUCUCUACCUUUACCUCAGCGGCAGGUUGGCCGUCUGGUACUUCCGAUCCGCCCCGAAAAGCCCGGAGAGGACGAUCGAAGCCGGAGAUGGGGCCGGGCUACCCCACGAGAUCGGGGUCCAGUAUUUCGGCCCAGGCCGACGGGCCAAGGGGAGACAGGCACCGAACCAAGCCCUGAUUCUCGUCCUGAAUGUUCUCUUUGCCGAUAUCUUACAGGCCUGCGCUUUCUUCCUCAACAUCGUCUGGCUUGUCGAGGAUAGGAUAUCGGACCAGUCGCCGGCAUGCUGGGCUCAGGGCUGGUUCAUAUCGACGGGAGACCUGGCAUCCACCACAUUCAUUGCGACCAUUGCGGUCCAUACAUACAUCACCCUAGUCCGGGGUUACAAGAUCUCUACCAAAUUAUUCUACGGGGUCAUUUCCUUUUUAUGGUUCUUCGUUCUUUUCAUGUCUGUUCUGGGCGUUAUGAUUACGAACAAUGGUAAAGACACGGGCGGAUUCUACGUCCGCGAUGUUUCUUGGUGUUGGAUAACUCCCGAUGAGGAAGCUAUGCGGAUUUACUUGCACUACCUCUGGAUGGUUCUCCUCAUCAUCACCGGCACCAUUUCCUACGUUCUCGUAUUCAUCCACGUCCACCGACGUGACAAGGCCCUCAGAUCCUCCGAAAAGGCCGGGGAGGAAAACAGCUCCAACAACAGCGUCCUGAGCCCAACCAGCAUGAUGUCGCCCGCGACCGACGACGUAAAGUCUGAGGUUCAUAAGCGCAUGCUGUUCCUGCUAUACCCCCUGAUCUUCUUGAUCUGCACCGCACCGCUCGCCCUCGGACGGAUUCUCGGCAGCAGCGGGGUCAAGCUCUCGCCGGAAUAUCUCUGUUUCGCCGGCGCCAUGAUCACCUCGAACGGCUGGCUCGACGUGCUCGUCUUCUCCACGACCCGCCGCGCCAUUCUCUUCGAUGCCUCCCCCGACGAGCAGAAUCUGGGUCUCGAGACCUUCAACCUCACGCCGCUGGGACAGCAGUUUGGCCACAGGGUGUGGAUUACCAGCGGCGCGUCGAAGCGUGCGGAGCGGAAGCCGAGUGUGUUUCGCAAGCCCUCGCGUUGUCGGACGCGGGGGUCGGAUGGCGGUCAUGACCGGAGCGAGAGCCAGACGUCGCUGAACAGUGCCGAUGUGGAUGGUAUGAAGGGGAUCCAGAUGGAGACUGUUACGCGGGUGUUUAUCGAGGUUGAGUCACCCGCCGAACGGCACGGUUUCUCUUCUCGCACGCUGUCGUCGAUGCCUUCCGUUGAGACUGUUGGACAGAGAGUUGCUCAGAGUAUGGACUCUUUUAGAUGA
Molecule: messenger RNA, 1431 nt
Organism: Colletotrichum karsti
Lineage: Eukaryota; Fungi; Ascomycota; Sordariomycetes; Glomerellales; Glomerellaceae
Exons: 2
Coding region: 1-1431 (476 amino acids)
Biological process (GO): adenylate cyclase-activating G protein-coupled receptor signaling pathway
Cellular component (GO): plasma membrane
Molecular function (GO): G protein-coupled receptor activity
Source: RefSeq, a predicted model, not a curated record